AUGCAUCAAUCAUCUGUUGAUUGCACCAGUUCAUGUCCAAAGCGAAGUGCUUGGAAUCUUGUCCGAAUCAUGCAGUAUAAAUUCUUGUUCACAGCCCUUCUUUCCUUCUUGCCUGUCGCAAUUGCAGCAGACCCUCGCUACUGCCAGGGGAAAGCAUACCUUGAUCCUAAAGACUUCACUCUCAAGGAGUCCCCGGAUAAUGCCCACCUACCCGUGCUCUCCAAGCAUUUCAAGUCCAAGGGCAAGAUUGCAAGUGUCACGGCAGUUCUUCAAUCUGCCAACCGUGCUCUGAAGAAAGAUCCUCCCCCUGUCGGCAAGGGAUCCCCUGCCGAAUCAUGGGCAUGGAAUUCAGGCGAUGACAAGACCAAGGAGUGGAUUCCCCAGGGCAUUACCAGCUCGGCCGAUGCAUUGGGCAAAGGAACCUGGAACGAGCACGAGGCAUGGAUUGUCAGUUGGUAUCGUGACGGGGACAGCGUGCGUCUCAGCUUUGUCGACCGCAAGACGCACAAGUAUCGCCAUGUGAUGCUUGUUUACCCAAAUGCAGACGAUGACUUCAAGUCCAUCACCAUCCAUGCCGGCGGCAUCAUGUGGUAUGGCAAUGUGUUGUAUGUCGUCGACACAAAGAAUGGUAUUAGGGCCUUUGACCUGGAUAAUAUCUGGGAGGUUGAAAUUGCGGAUGGUGUCGGAAAGUCCAAGGAUGGCAAGUCAUAUUCUGCAGAUGGGUAUGGAUAUGUGCUUCCUCAAAUCCGUUGGUACAAGUGGACUCCCGGCAAUGAUUCUCCAUUCCGUUUCUCUUGGGUCUCUCUUGACCGCAGUGACUCCCCCGAUACCCUCAUGGUGGGCGAGUUCGUACGCGACGGCGAAAAGUUCAAAAACACCGACACCCCAGUUCCCAUUCGCUAUGUCAAGUACAAUCUGGAUGCUUCGACUCGCCGGCUACACACCAACAACGGUAUUGCCACGGCAAGCUGGGCAUACUGUGUCAACAUCCCCAAUGUCCAGGGUGCUGUUUCGUACGAGAAGAAGUUCUACAUCUCCCGCAGUACUGGCAGAGCCCCUAAACAAGGCGAUCUCUUCGUCUGGGAGGAGGGAAAGACGGCAGUAAAGCACCAAGGCUGGUUUAUGGCAGGAAAUGAAGACAUGAGCUUCAAUCCUGUACGCAAAGAGUACUAUACUGUCACCGAGUAUGACGGUGACCGGUAUAUUCUGGCAUACAAGGUCUAG
This is a messenger RNA of Penicillium salamii, 1224 nucleotides long. Lineage: Eukaryota; Fungi; Ascomycota; Eurotiomycetes; Eurotiales; Aspergillaceae. The record is from the annotation of a GenBank genome assembly.